Molecule: messenger RNA, 918 nt
Organism: Sorghum bicolor (sorghum)
Lineage: Eukaryota; Viridiplantae; Streptophyta; Magnoliopsida; Poales; Poaceae
Exons: 4
Coding region: 41-574 (177 amino acids)
Biological process (GO): intracellular protein transport; synaptic vesicle exocytosis; lysosome localization
Cellular component (GO): BLOC-1 complex; synaptic vesicle; BORC complex
Molecular function (GO): SNARE binding
Source: RefSeq, a predicted model, not a curated record
ACCACUACGCUCGUGGUCUCUCGAUGGGACCACCACUCCAAUGGACGGCGCGGAUCUCCCCUCCUACUCCGCCGCCACGGCCGCCGACGGCGACCGGCCUCCGGAGAGCGCGGUCGACGGAGGCGUGGAGAACGAGCGUGCCGCCGCGCCCACUCCAGAGCGGUGCGAGGCGCCGCCUCCGGAGAGCGCGGUCGACGGCGGCGUGGAGGACGAGCGUGCCGCGGCGCCCACUCCGGAGCGGUGCGAGGCGCUGGCCUCCGCGAUCGCGGGGGUGCUGGCCGGCGCGCUGCGGGAGCACGAGGAGCGGGCGGCCGCUACUGCCCGGAGCCAGGACGAGGUCGCCGCUGCCGUCGACCGCCUCAACGGAGAGCUAGACAGGCUAUUAGAGAAUGCACCCUCAAUGAUAAUAAUGCAACAUUCAGCAAGGAUUUCCAGUAUCCGCAAGAGGAUUUCAGCAAUGAACAUGCUACUCAAGUCCAUACAGCGACGCAUAGAUAACAUUGAUAGAAUUAUUUCUACUGAUCAUUCAUCUCCUGUACAGAAAGCCGGUAAUGAACUUGGAUCAAGGUUUUAGAAUAAUUCUGGUGGUGUCCCAUCAAUUGCAACCAUUUCUGUUUUGGUAGAGUUACCAUCAAGCAAUCACACGGGGCUGUCCAUAGAAGUGAGACGUCAUAAUUUCAAUUUUUCCCAGAGAUGUAUGAUCAAAAUAUUCCAAUCCUUUUUGUCACAUUUUGGAGUGGGAAAAGCCUUUUGUACUGGAUGGUCAAUUUCUUUUCCUGCGUUCUUUUUGUUGCAGACAAUGAAGCGUGUUUUCAGCUUCGGCGUUCACCCUUGUAUUCAAAUAUGAAAUUAUAUUCAGAAAUCAUAUUAUCAUAUUGACACUGUUGAGUGGUUUUGAUAUAUAGUACUUGUUUAAGA